GUUGAUUCAUCCUCCAUUGUUCGGGACUCGGGGCGCCAUGAGGGGCGACAGAGGCCGCGGGCGCGGGGUGCGCUUCGGCUCCCGAGGAGGCCCCGGAGGAGGGUUCCGGCCCUUUGUGCCACACAUUCCAUUCGACUUCUAUCUGUGUGAAAUGGCAUUCCCCCGUGUCAAGCCAGCACCUGAUGAAACUUCCUUCAGUGAAGCCUUGCUGAAGAGGAAUCAGGAUCUAGCUCCCAAUUCUGCUGAACAGGCCUCUAUCCUUUCUCUGGUGACAAAAAUAAACAAUGUGAUUGACAAUUUGAUUGUGGCUCCAGGGACAUUUGAAGUGCAAAUUGAAGAAGUCCGACAGGUAGGAUCAUAUAAAAAGAGAACGAUGACUACAGGACACAAUGUGGCUGACCUGGUGGUCAUACUAAAGAUUCUCCCAACAUUGGAAGCUGUUGCUGCCCUGGGGAAUAAAGUUGUGGAAAGCCUAAGAACACAGGAUCCUUCUGAAGUUUUGACCAUGCUGACUAACGAGACUGGUUUUGAAAUCAGUUCUUCCGAUGCUACAGUGAAAAUUCUCAUUACAACAGUGCCACCCAAUCUUCGAAAACUGGACCCAGAACUCCAUUUGGAUAUCAAGGUGUUGCAGAGUGCCUUAGCAGCCAUUCGACAUGCCCGCUGGUUUGAGGAAAAUGCUUCUCAGUCCACAGUUAAAGUUCUCAUCAGACUGCUGAAGGACCUGAGGAUUCGUUUUCCUGGUUUUGAGCCCCUCACACCCUGGAUCCUUGAUCUACUUGGGCACUAUGCUGUGAUGAAUAACCCCACCAGACAGCCUUUGGCCCUAAAUGUGGCAUACAGGCGUUGCUUGCAGAUCCUGGCUGCAGGUCUGUUCCUGCCAGGUUCAGUGGGUAUCACUGACCCUUGUGAGAGUGGCAACUUUAGAGUACACACAGUCAUGACCCUGGAGCAGCAGGACAUGGUAUGUUACACGGCUCAGACUCUGGUUUGAAUCCUCUCACAUGGUGGCUUUAGGAAGAUCCUUGGCCAGGAGGGUGAUGCCAGCUAUCUUGCUUCUGAAAUAUCUACCUGGGAUGGAGUGAUAGUGACACCUUCAGAAAAGGCUUAUGAGAAGCCACCUGAGAAGAAGGAAGGGGAGGAAGAGGAGGAGAAUAGAAGAACCACCUCAGGGAGAGGAGGAAGAGAGCAUGGAGACUCAGGAGUGACCUUCCCUUCACUCCCUUUCCUCCUCGAGGGAAAGACUGGAGCCUCAGCUGGCUGCCCCUGGGCUUUAUUUAGUGGCAUCUAUGGGGUAGGGGAGACAGCAAGAACAAUCUCUACAGAAAGACAUGUCAUUCCAUUGGAUUCUGAUACUGGCUUAGCAGCCAGAGGUCUCACAUGACUUACACCACCCAUUGAUGAUGUAUCAUGAUACCGACGUUUCUUCCUAAUACUCUAGAAUCCCCAAUACCCAACAACCCCUGUAACCAGUACUCUGUUGUUGAAAUGUUGUGAACUGUUUUAAGUGUCUGGAG
Molecule: messenger RNA, 1517 nt
Organism: Fukomys damarensis (Damara mole-rat)
Lineage: Eukaryota; Metazoa; Chordata; Mammalia; Rodentia; Bathyergidae
Product: interleukin enhancer-binding factor 2-like
Source: RefSeq, a predicted model, not a curated record